GGCAUGGCAGGAAAACAUCUCCCUGAAGGAACUGCAGCGCAGAGGCGUCUGCUUGCUAAAACUCCAAGCUGCCAACCAGAGAACCGGCCUCUACGGACGGCUGCUCGUGACGUUUCAGCCUAGAAAAUAUGAUUCAGACGCCGAGCUGCCCUAUAACAGUUUCGGGCCUGGGGACAUUGUGGGCCUUUACGAUUCAGCUGGCCAGGGUGAUCCGCUCUCCACCGGCAUCAUAACCCGUGUCACCUCCAAAGCAGUGACUGUUGCCUUUGAGGAAUCUCGAGAUGGCAUGCUGAGCUUGGACCGAGAGAGCUCUUACCGCCUGCUGAAAUUAGCCAACGAUGUCACCUACAACAGGCUGAAAAAAGCUUUAAAUGCACUAAAGCAGUAUCACAGUGGUCCAGCCUCUGAUCUGAUCAACGUCCUCUUCUUUUCUUCGGAUCCAAGCGCAUUCAGUGAAACAAAGCCUCUAAAGCUUUACAACAACUCGCUGGAUGCAUCGCAGAGGGAGGCUGUCUCCUUCUCGCUGGCGCAGAGGGAGCUUGCCAUCAUCCACGGACCGCCUGGCACAGGGAAGACCACAACACUAGUAGAGAUCAUCUUGCAAGCUGUACAGCAAAACCUGAAAGUCCUGUGUUGUGCCCCUUCCAACGUUGCUGUGGAUAAUCUGGUGGAAAGGCUGGCUGGCUACAAAGCCCGCAUCCUGCGGCUUGGGCACCCCGCUCGCCUGCUGGAGCCCAUCCAACAGCAUUCCUUGGAUGCAGUCUUGGCCCGCGGCGACAAUGCCCAGAUAGUGGCAGAUAUCAGGAAGGACAUCGACCAGGCCUUUGCAAAAUCCAAAAAGGCUCAAGACAAGGGAGAGCGGAGCCAUUUUCUCAGUGAGAUUAAGGCACUGAGAAAGGAGCUAAAGGAACGAGAAGAAACUGCCAUGGCUGCAGCACUUACCCACGCCAGUGUUGUCCUUGCUACGAAUACAGGUGCUUCCUCGGAUGGCCCUCUGAAGCUGCUUCCUGAAAAUCACUUUGAUCUCGUGGUGAUAGAUGAGUGUGCUCAGGCCCUGGAAGCCAGCUGCUGGAUACCUCUGCUGAAGGCUGGAAAGUGCAUCCUGGCCGGGGAUCACAAACAGCUUCCCCCCACCAUCAUCUCUCACAAGUAA
This is a messenger RNA of Pelecanus crispus (Dalmatian pelican), 1153 nucleotides long. Lineage: Eukaryota; Metazoa; Chordata; Aves; Pelecaniformes; Pelecanidae. The record is from RefSeq and is a predicted model, not a curated record.